UUGAUCUUGUGUGUCGUAUCUGACCUUUGGAGCGCAAGCUGCAGUCUCGGUCUCAGUUCUAAUUGGCGCGCAUCUAGCGAUGGAGGCGGGGCUGCUUAUUAACCACGCCCCAAUUUAGUCGGGCGUUUAACGAUUACGUCAUUCGAAAACCCAUCCUGUCAUGUCCUACAGUUUGGUUCUCUAUCUCUCUCCAAAGACACAAGUGGUAGAUAUUCGGCAAGAGGCGGGCGGCCAUGAAUCUCUCGCAGGCGGUGAAGCAGUAUGUGACUCAAAUGAUAAAGGACAGCGGCGCCGGGAUGAAGGUCUUGGUCAUGGACAAGGAGACGAUAUCGGUGGUGAGUAUGGUGUACUCCCAGUCAGAGAUUCUCCAGAAAGAGGUCUACCUGUUUGAGCUGCUCACCAACAAAGGGAGGGAGUCAAUGAAACACUCAAUGCCAUCUGCUUCCUCAGACCCACCCAGGAUAACAUUGAAUGUCUAUUUCUCCAACAUGCUGGACCGACGUGCCCUCAAGACCAUUGCUGACGCAGACCAACUUGAGUCUGUUAGAGAAAUGAAGGAGUUCUAUGCAGACUAUCUGGCAGUAGGUCCUCACCUGUUCUCACUGAGUCAGCCAGUGUGCUGUGAUCCUGGCAUGAUAUGGAAGAGAGAAAUCUACGUGAGGAUCUGCGACGGUCUCACUUCCGUUCUCUUGGCUCUGAGGAAGAAACCACUUAUCAGGUGAGGUAUAUAGUGGCUGGGGUUAGGGAAUGUUUUCCAUUCCUUACUCCAGCUAUAGUCAUAGUUGGUUUGUCUUUUCUUUCUCUCAUGUUCUUUAAAGAAAUGCAAAACCGUUAAAGGCGAAUGAAAGAAAGGAAUUAAUAUAGAUAAAGCUUCAGUAAAAUAAGUUGUCUGUGGUAAGAAGAUAUGGAUUGUAAAGACGAUAUAUUCCCUUUCCUCCAAUGUCUGCAAGAGAUUGGCUGAUGAGCUACAUAGGACGGUUGCUAGGGAACGAGAACUGUUUGAUUUCUCUCACGACGUUCCUCCCAUUCUCCUCAUCCUGGAUCGCCGUGACGACCCCAUCACCCCCCUACUCAACCAGUGGACCUGCUAUUUCAAUCCACUCAGUGGACCUACCAGUAGAUUGCUAUUCAAUCCACUCAGUGGACCUACCAGUAGAUUGCCAUUCAAUCCACUCAGUGGACCUACCAGUAGAUUGCCAUUCAAUCCACUCAGUGGACCUACCAGUAGAUUGCCAUUCAAUCCACCCAGUGGACCUACCAGUAGAUUGCUAUUCAAUCCACUCAGUGGACCUGCUAUUCAAUCCACUCAGUGGACCUACCAGGCAAUGGUACACGAGCUCCUGGGAAUAAAGAACCACAGAGUCGACCUGUCUGGAGUUGCUGGCAUCAGAGACAUGCAGAGCCCUGCUCUCAGUCAUGUGACUCUCUCCUCACAGGAGGUGGUUUUGUCUCCAGAGCACGACGAGUUCUUCAGAGAGAACAUGUACCUCAAUUUCGGAGAGAUUGGCGCCAACAUAAAGUCACUGGUGGAGACGUAUCAAUCCAAGAACAAACACCGAGAGAAACUGGAGUCCAUCGCUGACAUGAAGGCGUUCAUAGAGAACUACCCGGAGUUCAAGAAGCUGUCUGGAGCAGUGUCGAAACACGUGGCCGUGGUGGGCGAAUUGUCUCGUAUCGUCUCCGAGCACAGCCUGAUGGGCGUGUCCGAGUGCGAGCAGGACAUUGUAACCAGUAGCGACCGCAACGUCGUUCAGACGCUGGAAGAGCUAAUGUCGGAUCCAAAAGUGAGACUAAUGGACAGUCUGAGACUCGGUCUCCUCUACUGCCUGAGGUACGAGGGGUCGACGAAAGGUGACCUCACAAAGGUCGAAAGACUCCUCGUUUCUCGCGGACACACCGAGGAGGAUAAGAGGACUAUGAGGGCUCUGCUAGAACACAGUGGUAAGGCAAAGAGAGGCCUGGAGCUGUUCGAGUCACAAGGUACCCUCGCAAGGACCAAGAAAUUCUUCACCAAAGGACUAAAGGGAGUGGAGAAUGUGUACACGAGGCACAAGCCUCUCCUGGUGGACACCCUGGAGCAGCUGGUGAGAGAGAAGCUGAGUGAGACUGACUAUCCCUUACUGCGGGGAGUUCAGACUGGCCGACAAGGAGUUCGAAGGGCCCGUCUCCAAGAUGUGAUAGUGUUCAUAGUGGGCGGGGCCACGUAUGCAGAGGCUCUGGCGGUUGCCAAUGCCAACAGGAGUAUGCCAGGAGUGAGGAUAGUCCUGGGAGGAUCUACCAUCCACAAUACUCAGAGCUUCCUGGAUGAGGUCCGGAGCAGUACCCACACCUUCAGCAGAGGAGGAAGAACACUCGCAUAGACUCCGCCCACCAGCCACACCCACUUAUUGCUAGAAAUACUGACCCUCUGUGUUCUUUUGUACAAUUAACAACAAAUUAUGAUGCAACGGUCAAAAUAGUUAGGUAGAUCCCUUACACGUUUGGUAUACUGAAUAAUCGGUGAAAAAGUUGAGAAAGUGACACGCUAUAAGUUUAUGCAUUCAGGUCACAUAGUUCACCAUCCCCUCUCUCUACUCCCCUCUCUCCCUCAUUGUUCUCCUCUUCAUCCUCAUGUUUCUGAUCCCCAUCCCUCUCUUCAACUCGUUCCUCCUGAACUUUGACCUUCCUCCGUUGUCCAGGAGGAAUCGCAGACAGGAAAUCCAGAACUGCUUUCACUUCAGCUUUAGAGCUCUUUUCACAUGCCCUCACCUGUAUCUCUGUGUGAGAGAAGUCAAAGAAGACCUUCACCUCUCUGUCCCUCGUCGUCCUCCCCACCUCUGGCAGCUCCAGGACCAGCUCUCCUAUCUGAACCACCCCCUCGUCUCUCGUGUACCACAACUCCUCCGCUUUCUUCACGGAACUGAACACCUCAAAGUGCAUUCUCUUCUGGUCCAGAGAGAGAGGUCUGCUGACUGCCAUGUACAGACAGUCUGGUCUGAUGCUCUCUCCUCUCCCCACAAUCGUCUGAAACAAGUUGUGGCAGUGGUCCCCCUGUCGAUAUCUCGGGUCGUGGAAACUCUCAAAAUGCCUAACGACGCUCUUUCCGUACGUGGCAUCCGCCUUACGCGAGCGGACGAUCCCGGGAUUGGCUCGGAACAGCACAGCUCCCUCCACGAUGGCAAACUCUGGGUUAGGAGGAACGAUUAUCCCCCUACCCUCUCCGUAUCGCUCCGUGAACAACUCGUAGAUGUAGUGACAACCUCCAAAUCCCCCGACCAAGUAGAUGGUGUUGAUCUCGACUCCCGUGUUUGAUAGCGUUGCUAGGAGACCAUCUAUGCACUCUGUUAUCCCGUCCACUGCCGGCUGAAGAAACUGCUCCAUUUUGGAUGGCGGAAUGCGCAGAAUGCUGUCCCUGAGUGUCACUAUUUCGUUCUCGCGGCCUUCCAUCCGCAGCUCCUUCGUUUUAGCCUCCAGCGAUGCCACUAAGGCUUCUCCGUAUUCUUGUAGAAAACUGUCUGGCAGUUUUACGAAAACCUCUUCUCUCUCGUCUCGCGGAGAUCGACAAUAAGCCUUUUUCACCCUCUCGAACGUGACGUUCAUCAAUUCGUCGACGUCAAACCGGUUUAGGAUUUUAGCAUCUGCAUCGUUGACUUGAAGGUAGCGAGAAAAUCUGCGAUCGCCGACCAAUUUUUGCAGGAAUUCCGAGAAUUUUAAGUUUACUUGUAGUCCGCCCCAAUCGUUCCCGUCGGGGUGGUGGAGUUCCUCGACGCUGAGGGUGGGCGUGGUCGAUACUCUGUGGGCGGAGACAUCGACGGUACCACCCCCAAUGUCGACAAUGAGGUAGGAGUAAGAGGUGGGAGUUGAGGGGGUGGAGUUUGGGUGUGGGGUGGGGUAAGCCACCUGGCCUCGUUUCCUCAUCUCGUGGCAGUAGAUGGCGCCAGACUCGGGUUCCAGAGCUAGCGACAGCCGGUCUGGAUUCUCCUCUGAACACAGACCAGCCAUUACGGAAGCUAAUCUCAUCAUCUGUUUGCCACUGGCGAGCCAUAUUGCCGGGACGGUCACCACCCAGUCGAAGUCCUCGGCAGUGAAAUUGUAGCCGGCCUUUCUGAGGUGGUUGUCAAUCAAUUCUCUCUUCAGGUAGCCCAGGAUCUGUGCUAUCACCUCCACAAGUCGGAGAUGUUUGCCAUUCAGUGCUCGCACGGGCACAUCUCGACUCACAUGCUUGUCUCUUUGGAGGUCGACUUUUAUACCGUCGAAAUAGUAGGCGUUUUCUCUCGCACGGACGUCAAGAUGAGAAUAGCGCUCCCUUGCGUCGUAGCCGAACUUCACGACCCGUUUGUCUCCGUCCAGGAGGACGGCCGUCGGCACGCGGGUGUGCGUUCCGUUGAGACGCAACUUGUUGAGGCCGCCCAACCCCAAACCCGUGUCUCCCCCCGUCACGUAGGCGAGGGAGCAGUUCUUGGUGCCGAAGUCGAUGGCCGCUAUGUUCCCCGAGGCACGGCGAAAACCUGCGCCUCUCUUCAGAGGUACAAUUUUGGCUCUGUCGACCUUGUUGGGCGUCCGAGAAGCCGCCAUUUUUC
Messenger RNA from Geodia barretti, 4559 nucleotides. The record is from the annotation of a GenBank genome assembly. Lineage: Eukaryota; Metazoa; Porifera; Demospongiae; Tetractinellida; Geodiidae.